This is a messenger RNA of Oncorhynchus masou masou (cherry salmon), 801 nucleotides long. It is a transcript of the gene srp9, whose product is annotated as signal recognition particle 9. Lineage: Eukaryota; Metazoa; Chordata; Actinopteri; Salmoniformes; Salmonidae. Gene Ontology annotation, cellular component: signal recognition particle, endoplasmic reticulum targeting. Gene Ontology annotation, biological process: SRP-dependent cotranslational protein targeting to membrane; negative regulation of translational elongation. Gene Ontology annotation, molecular function: 7S RNA binding. The transcript has 3 exons. The record is from RefSeq and is a predicted model, not a curated record. The coding region runs from base 119 to 373 and encodes 84 amino acids.
CAUCGGUCUUUUCUGUCUGGUGGUUCGCUGAUGUGGUUUUUAAGAAGUUCGCUUGUAAAUCUCACAGGCCAAUUUAACCAGUUUUUCUCUUAGAUUUUAGUUCUUAUUCACACGGAUUAUGCCUUAUUAUCAAACAUGGGAAGAGUUCGCUCGUGCAGCAGAAAAAUUAUAUUUGACAGAUCCAAUGAAGGUCAGGGUGGUUCUCAAAUACAGACACUGUGAUGGUAACCUUUGCAUCAAAGUCACCGAUGAUGCAGUGUGUUUACAAUACAAGACGGACCAGGCCCAGGACGUGAAGAAGAUAGAGAAACUGCAUGGCAAACUGAUGAGGCUUAUGGUGUCCAAGGAAAGUGGUGCCAUGGAAAUGGACUGAACACCCUUACACAUAGUUGUAUUAACUCUUCUUUGAGUCUAGACUGUGGUGUCAAUAGCACAAACGGAAGAGAACGGAGCUGGAAUGACGACAUUGGAUCAUGAGAGGGGAAAUCAAAAAUGAAAAUGGAGAGGAUAACCUUCACUGCUCUAAAGAGGGAUUUGCUGAACCUCUUUUAAAAGAGCUUUUAUUUAUUUUCAGUUUUAAGAUGGACUAAAAACAGAUGGAGAGACUCAUGUCUAUUUAUGCAUGUUUUUUUUUCACAUCUGGAAACGUUCAUGAACAUGUUUUAAGUGAACAUGAAUGAAGCAUGACCUUUUUGAUAUUCGCACAUGCUAUUUUAGUGGAAGAAACAUGCCUCCAAUGUAAUUUAGUCAACUCUAAAAAUAAUUGCGUUACUCAAUAAAUGUUUAUAUACCCUCAUAACA